CGUGGUCAGAUGCAAUCAAAUGUGUCUGUAGCGUGAGAGGUUAUGUCAUCUGAUCGCGUGUAACUAAAUUUCUCGUUAUAUGCGAACAGCUUAUGGAAUUUUUGUGUAUUCUACAGAAAUAUAGUAAAUUUUGGUAAUAUGACGAUCAGGACGCUUUUAUUUUUGGGCGACUCGGCAAAUAAAUGUUUCUUUACAACUGUGCGAUGCUGCAGAUCCAAGUUGCAGACAUCACAAUACAGACAAGCAAGAAAUCUAAGAUUUCGAGUAAAGCAAUCGGAAGAGUCUGCUCCUAACAUUCAGCUUGAACAUGGAGUCAUACAGCCGUCAAGACUGUGGAAGCACCUUGGUUUCACUGUCAUGGUAAGUGGAGCCUCUAUAGCAGGUGCUGCAAUUUGGGAGUACGAGCGCAUCAGGGCACAGACGUACAACAUAAUCUACCGCUACAGGCAGACUCGAGUUAACCGAACAGGAUUGAGGGGCAAAGUAGAGACAUGGUGGAGAAACCUGUCGGAAAGCCAGAGAGUAUUCCUGCCUAUACUUUUUAUAAACGCAGUUGUAUACCUGGCCUGGCGAGUGCCGGCGCUGCAGAAGACGAUGCUGCGCUAUUUUUCUACUUCUCCGAGUACCAGCUCGUCGUGUUUGUCCAUGGUACUGUCCAUUUUUUCACAUUACUCCAUACUCCAUCUGGCCGCGAACAUGUUCGUGCUGAAUAGCUUCAGCUCGAUAGCAGUGUCGUCAUUGGGAAAGGAACAGUUUCUGGCACUGUAUCUAUCCAGCGGAGUGAUAUCCACUUUUACUAGCCACCUGUACAAAACUAUGAUGAGAGCGCCGAACGUUUCCCUAGGAGCGUCGGGAGCGAUCAUGGGUAUUUUUGGAUUCGUCUGUACGCAGUACCCGGACUUAAACAUCAACAUCAUUUUCCUUCCCAUGUUCCCGUUUACAGCGGGUAUCGCGAUUAAAUCGAUAAUGGCGAUCGAUGUUACCGGCUGCCUCUUACGUUGGAGGUAUUUAGAUCAUGCUGCGCAUCUGGGUGGUGCAUUAUUCGGAAUAUUCUGGUAUGCUUGGGGAAAUGCUCAUAUCUGGCAGAAACGGGAACCGCUUCUGAAUUUCUGGCAUAAAUUUCGAAAGUCACAAUGAUAUUCCCCGUAUCUUAAUUUAGAUUUAUAUUUAUAUUUAUUAUACUGUUCACUUCUUUCGCGCGAUAUUCUGAUUGCAUAAACUGUAAAGUUUGUACAAUUGUGCGGGAGCACAAUCGUCGAGAAAUAUGACAAUUCCAAAACACGCAAUACAUAUUUCUGUUAUAUCAUACAAACUCCUUUUUUCGCUACUGGAACGAAAUCAAGAAUGUAAACGUAAGCAUAACGUCGUCUAUGGGAUACCCCAUUGUUCCCAUCGAAAAAUCCGUUUCGGUUUUCUCCUCAUUUUAAUAUACUAUGUAUAUCAUCUCGUUUAUAUAGAAUAAAGUAAAUCUUUUAAAAACC
Ooceraea biroi (clonal raider ant) is the source of this 1481-nucleotide messenger RNA. RefSeq names its product rhomboid family intramembrane serine protease rho-7 (gene rho-7). Gene Ontology annotation, molecular function: serine-type endopeptidase activity. The record is from RefSeq and is a predicted model, not a curated record. NCBI's taxonomy places the organism in Eukaryota, Metazoa, Arthropoda, Insecta, Hymenoptera, Formicidae. Gene Ontology annotation, cellular component: membrane.